This is a messenger RNA of Hyaena hyaena (striped hyena), 2737 nucleotides long. It is a transcript of the gene WDR25, whose product is annotated as WD repeat domain 25. The transcript has 7 exons. The coding region runs from base 1118 to 2737 and encodes 539 amino acids. Lineage: Eukaryota; Metazoa; Chordata; Mammalia; Carnivora; Hyaenidae. The record is from RefSeq and is a predicted model, not a curated record. Gene Ontology annotation, molecular function: protein binding.
GCCCGGGGACGGGAGGGGGCUGGGGCCCCGCGGCGGCGGCCGGAGAGCACCACACCCCUCGGCGCGGCCCUUUCUCCGUCCCUCUCCUGUCCUUCGUCGCUGCCGCCUUCCGGCCGCGCAGUGCCCUGGACCAGCCUUACCUGCAGUGCUUGACAGCUCGGCUAACUUCUACUCAUCCUUCAAAACCCAGCUCUGGUCGUAUCGUCUUUGUUGCCUUUCUCAGUCUGUGGCCUCCGGCGCAGGAGCCGGGUUUUGUGCUUAAUCUCUGUACACACGAGCCCCAGCAUAGGGCUCAGGACAGAGUAGGUAGUCCGGAAAUGUUUGUCGAAUGAGAAUGUCCUAUUUCUUUUACUUUCUCUGUGCCCCCUCCUCCCACCAGGUUGCAUCUCGCGAAGAUUUCUAGAUGCGGGGGAUCAAACAGUGAGCAAAACACAACAGGUCUUGUCCCCGUGGAGUUGACAGGCCGGUGACUCUCAGGGCCACGCCCCCACUCUGUAGCCUCGUUUCUCCAGGGUCCUUAGCUUUUUCUCCCGAACCUCUUUGUCUUAGUUGAACGCCCCACACCGUGACGUAGUUUACUCCCCCCCAACUUGCCUUAGACACAUAAAAGGCAGCACUUUACCCCCUCAAGUUUAGCUGUUCCCGAUGUUUCCCGUUCUUCUCCAUUUUUGUGUGUUUUCCUUGAGCCACCCUUGCCUCCUCCUCUCUUACCCCAUUUGAUUCGUUUUGCUGGUCCAGCCUCCAGGGCCUCUGAGCACCUCUGCUCCCUUCCCCCUCCAGAGCCUGGAUUGCUCAGGUGUCACCUUUUGUCUUAGGUCGGCCUCGAAACUGCAGCCCCAGCCCCGAGCCCAGCGCCUUCUGUACUCUCCUCUGCUUUACUUUUCUCCUUAGGAUUUCUUACUGCCUCACACCCUGUAUCUCACCCGGUCGUGGUCUGUGUCUCCCGCCGGCAUGUGACCAUGGUGAGCACCGGGCAUCGUUCACCGGGUUGCUUGCCGCGCGCUCCUGCUGCUUGGUGUGGGGCUUGGUGAGUAGCCCGCGCUCCGGCAGCGUGACUAAGUGGUGUACACGAAGCAGGUAGUUUGUCCUCCGACGAUAGCAAGAAACUGUGACUUCAAUGGCUUCACUGGUGGCUUAUGAUGACUCCGAGUCAGAGACUGAGGCUGAGGCUGAGGAAAGUUCUGAUGCUGCCAGCCAGAUGAAGGACUUCUCAGAUGUGGUCAAACCUCAUGCGCAGGACUUUGCCUUGGAAGGCCCCGAUGAGACGGAAGGGGCAGCGGUGCCCACGCAGCUUGGUUCUCGUGAAGACCCGGCUGGCCAUCGUCUCCCGCUGGUUCGGCUCUGGAGAAGUGACCCGGGAUCUUCCCCCAGCCAGAGGCUGCAGUGGCCCAGAGCAGAGCCCGAGGUCACCUUCCCCGCAGGCAAGCCUCUUCGGCCUUCCCUGUGGACCAGCCACGUUCCAGCCGGCCAUGCGCCCCUGGCGGCUGCCCACUUGAAGCAGGUGAAACUCUCCCGGGGAGCUUACGACUCCCCCGCGUUGUCGUUCUGUGCCCAAACCAAAUCUGAAACCCCAGGUGGAAACAGCAGCUCUCUUCAGAGGAAAAGGUGUGAGGACUGUGUCGUUCCCUAUACCCCCAAAAGACUAAGACAGUCGCAGGCAUUAAGCACAGAGACAGGCAAGAGUAAAGACACGGAGGCACAGGGCCCGUCUGUAGGGCGUGCCCCAGCCCCCCUCUCUGUGGCCCCCAGAGUGUCUGAGUUUAUUGAGCCAUAUUUGGACAGUCAGUAUAGAGAAACGACGAUUCCCAAGAAAGUGCUCUUCCACCUGAGAAGCCACAGGGGCCCCGUCAACAGUGUUCAGUGGUGUCCGGUCUUUGCUAAGAGUCACAUGCUUCUCUCGGCUUCCAUGGACAAAACCUUCAAGGUGUGGGACGCUGUGGACUCGGGCCGCUGCCUGCAGACCUACCGCCUGCACAGCGAGGCGGUGCGGGCCGCCCGCUGGUCUCCCUGCGGCCAGCGCAUCCUCAGCGGCGGCUUCGACUUCGCCCUGCACCUAACGGACCUUGAAACAGGAACCCAGCUCUUCAGCGCUCAGAGUGACUUCAGAAUUACUACCUUGAAAUUUCACCCAAAAGACCACAGCCUUUUUGUGUGUGGAGGCUUCAACCCUGAAGUCAAAGCUUGGGAUAUAAGGACUGGCAAGGUGGUGAGGAGCUACAAGGCGACCAUCCAGCAGACCUUGGACAUCCUCUUCCUCCAGGAAGGCUCUGAGUUUUUGAGCAGCACGGAUGCUUCGAGCCGGGACUCUGCUGACCGCACCAUUAUUGCCUGGGAUUUCCGGAGCUCUGCCAAAAUCUCCAACCAGAUUUUCCAUGAGAGGUACACGUGCCCCAGCCUGGCCUUGCACCCGCGGGAGCCGGUGUUCCUUGCACAGACCAACGGCAACUACCUGGCCCUUUUCUCCGCCGUGCGGCCAUACCGGAUGAGCAGACGGCGGCGCUACGAGGGGCACGAGGUGGAAGGCUACGCGGUGGGCUGCGAGUGCUCCCCGGACGGCGACCUGCUGGUGACGGGCAGCGCCGACGGCCGCGUCCUGCUCUACAGCUUCCGCACUGCCAGCCGGGCACGCACGCUGCCGGGGCACGCACAGGCCUGCGUCGGUGCCACCUUCCACCCUGUGCUGCCCUCUGUCCUCGCCACCUGCUCCUGGGAGGGCGACAUUAAGAUCUGGCACUGA